CCAUUCUCCAAUAACGAUCAAUACACAAAAAAAAAAUGUUAAUAAAUAACAUAACUUAGUAGUGUUGAAUGUUGAUAACGAUCAAUACUAAAAAAACAUAACACGAGAAGAAUUUAUUACGGUGUUCACAAAAUUAUCAUGUUAGCAAUGAACAUCACAAAUAAAAUUACCAAUGCAAUUAAAUAAUUUACAUGACACGACCGAUUCAUUAAUAAUAGAGAGCAAAAGAUUGAGAGCUAGAACAUAAUGAUUAACAAUGUUGACCAAAACAGUUUGUAAAGGCCCACCGAAUGAUUAAUAAUAGAUAGCAAAAAGGUUCCAGACGAGCAAAAAUUGAUUAACAAUGGACACCAAAAAAUUAAAAAUAAAUACUAUUGUGCACCGACUAAUCCCAUGCAUCGACGCGACGAAAAAAUGUCACAAAUACGAAAUGAAUAUUGGAGACGGAAAAAUUGACGUGCACAGAUGAUUAACAACGGACACAAAUAAUUGACUUGCAUGACAAUUUGAUUAAUAAUAGAGUGCAAAAAAGUUGAAAACGAGCACGUAUUAAUUAAUAAUAGAGACACAAGACGGUUUCCAAACGCCCACGGAAUGAUUAAUAAUGGAUGCCAAAUAGGGAUGGCAAAAGUAUCCGUAACCGUGGAUAUCCACCCGAAUCCGAUCUAAUCGGGUAGGGUAAAACCCGAACCCGAAGCAUUUUUCGUGGGUACGGGUAAAACCCGAACCCGAAUAUUGCGGGUAAUGGGUGGGCAUGGUUAUCUCACUAUCCAACCCGAACCCGCCCGAUUAUACACAUGCAUAUGUAUUUGGUCUAGAAAUAAUCAUUAUUUUUCCCUAGAAUAUUUUAUAUUUAGCAUAUAAAUAUAAUAUUUUUAUGAAAUUAUGUUGUUUUAAUUAAUUUUCGUCAUUCUAGUGAAUUAUUGUCGUACUUUCCCUCUUACGCAAUGUGAAUAUACGUGUGAAUGUUAACAUAUUGGGUGGAAUUAUAAGGAGAAAUUAUUACCCAUGGAUAACCGUGGAUACCCGAAACCCGAACGGAUAUGGGCAUGGUUUUGAUUUUCUACCCAUUUCUCGUGUGGGUACGGGUAUGGAUAAAACCCGAACUACAUUGAGUAGGGUAACGGAUAUGCACUAUCCGCCCCCGACCCGACCCAUUGCCAUCCCUAAUGCCAAAAGGUUGAGAACGAGUGACAAUGGAUAGAAAAAAUAUGUAAACGUCCACGAAAUUAUUAAUAACAGAAACCAAAUAAAUUAAAAAUGGACCUACCAUUGUGCAGCGCCUACUCCUCCCAUGCAACGACAAAACCCUAAUCUCAUGCAUCGCCAAAACCCUAAUCCCAUGCAACGCCAAAAAACCUCAAAAUAGCGGGCAAAAAAAUCGGAGACAAAAAAAUACCUUAAAACGCGGCCGCCGAAGGGAGACUGAGAGUUGAAACGAGAGAGAGGGAGAACUCGAACCGUCGGCCUAAUGUUGUGCUUUGCCGACGAAGAAGGGACGAUAACUCGAGCGACGCCGGAGAACUCGAAUCGAAUCGUCGUCACGACGACCGGAGUGGGAGGGAGAACUCUUGCUCGAGAAGGGACGACGACGGAGAACUUGUGCUUUGACGGAGAAGGGACGACGGAGAACUCGUGCGUUGACGGAGAAGUUGGUCGACGCGGCCUGGAACGACGGAGAAGUUGGGACGACGAAGGAAUAAUAAACAGAUGAAUACCGUCGGGUUAGGGUUUUAUUAAAAAAAAUUAGGCAAGUUUUAAUUUAAUUGUAUUCUCCUUAAUACCCCUAACAACUUUUUAACUAAUAACUCCCUACUAACUACCUAAUCUUGAAUUAGCCAAUGAGAAGGCUUUAAGUUCUUCCUUAAAAAAAGGACUUAAGGACCAGAACUUAGGCCAGGGAAGAUGACAGGUAGGGGACCUUUCUGAUUUUUCGUAAGAUGUUUUCGUUUACCAAGUUAAUCUUUUUUGUUUGAUACUAAUUUUUUUUUGUCUUGUUUUAAUUUUGGCUGUCUUUGCAGGUUGUGGAUUAAAGUGGCUUUUGUCAAAUUCUAUAAAUAAUUGGUAGGAAUUAAUGUUUUUUAAAUGGAUUGAAAAUUAGGAAUUUGGAUGAGGAUUAAAAAUUGGUACUUGGUAGUGUAGUUAUCUUGGGAGAAUCUGAAUUUUUGGGUUGACGAUUGAUGUGGACCAGCAUAAUUUGCUCACGAACCAGUAAACAACACCAGAAAAAAAAAAGUUGCGACCUAUACUAAAUUAAACUAGAAAUUUUUUUGGGGAUAACUAAAAGAUAAAGUUCCCGUUGCUAAAGCUUUAUCACCUUUGGCGACAAUAUUUCUGUGACGCACAAUCCGAUGCAAAAUAACAAUUUUCUGCAAUGCAGGUCCGUUCCUCGUCAUAUUACCAUUCUGCUAUGACAUGUUAGUCACUGAAUUAUCGAUCUUCAGCAAAGAAUUCGAUAUUUUUUAGAUGAGCUAGUUAUUUUCGGCACUGAAUGUGUUAUGACAUUGUAUAGACAGUGGCGGUUGUAACUUUUUGCGACACAAGAAUUCGUCACGGAACACUUUCUGCGACGAAUUUAGUACUUUCUGCAACGAAAAUGGUUGAUCCUUUCAAGGAAAAUGGCCGACCGACAAGAGUUAAUGAUAUCUUUAUACUUCAUACUACAUCGUGGAGAGUGCUCUAAAAACAAUGAAGCCUGCGAUUACACCUUAAAGGUUUACCAGACAGCCGAUGUGGUCAACCUGUUGAUCCACAAGUAUUGCACGAACAUGGGUAUUUGGAGUGUCACAGGAUACCACUAAAAUUGUGGUAAAACGAUUAUUCAAUCUCAAUAGUAGUUUACAUAUAGAUAAAAAAAAAUUAUAUAAGUGAUAGACUAGAUGAUUUGUUCCAGCUCUCUCUACGUACUGAUGAUCGAUGUCACAGAUGGAAAAUGACUUCGACAACGGGAGGCCCAAGGGGACAUAUUGUGAAAAAUAUGCAUAGACAGUGACGAGAAUGAAACAGACGGGAGGGAGGAUAAUGCUAGCUUUUGAUCAAGAGGUUUGGUACGGUUUGUUUGUUUGUUUUUUUUAGCCAUCACAUAUAUCAACAAAUUAAUCAUUUAAACACAAAGAUUGAUAUGUGUUAGUAAAUAAUAUAAAACUAGAUUUCGACUAAAUAAUCAGAAAUUUCCUCUUGAUAGUAAUAUAUGUAUGUUAUAUAUCUAAAUUCUAGAUGUGAAAAUAUACCGAAUUCGUCUCUGAAAAAAUCAAAAUAGAACUAAAUAAUAUUAAUAUAAUAUUAAUACAAUAAUAGCAUAAUAGCUAGGUGGGAAGAGCUUGGAAGAAAUGAAUACUUAAAAUAUCU
This is a messenger RNA of Linum trigynum, 3348 nucleotides long. The record is from the annotation of a GenBank genome assembly. Lineage: Eukaryota; Viridiplantae; Streptophyta; Magnoliopsida; Malpighiales; Linaceae.